GAGACACUCAGGAUUUAUCCUCCGGUUCCAGUCAUAGUGAGAAGUAAUCCAUACGAUUUGAAAGUGGGUGAUUAUAUCUUGCCGGCAAAGUCGUCUCUUGCAGUAAACAUUUAUGGUAUUCAUCAUAAUCCAACGGUUUUUUUAAAUCCCGAAGUGUUCGAUCCAAAUCGAUUUCUACCAGAAAACUGCGAGAAACGUCACCCCUUUGCCUUUCUACCGUUCUCUGCCGGUCCACGUAAUUGCAUAGGUCAAAAAUUCGCUAUGAUGGAGAUGAAGACAGUUUUAGCCAAUGUUCUUCGACAUUUUCGAGUGAAGUCUUUGGACCAUAGAGAUAAGAUUUUCGAAUCUGCUGACGUCAUUCUUCGUCCUAAAUUCGGUAUAAGAAUGAUUGUCGAAAAACGAUAA
Centruroides sculpturatus (bark scorpion) is the source of this 405-nucleotide messenger RNA. Its product is annotated as cytochrome P450 4C1-like. NCBI's taxonomy places the organism in Eukaryota, Metazoa, Arthropoda, Arachnida, Scorpiones, Buthidae. Gene Ontology annotation, molecular function: monooxygenase activity; oxidoreductase activity, acting on paired donors, with incorporation or reduction of molecular oxygen; iron ion binding. The record is from RefSeq and is a predicted model, not a curated record. The annotation marks the transcript as partial. The transcript is spliced from 3 exons.